UUUGAUGCCGUACUUCAGUGACAGAACGUGAACAGAGUGAACUUGUAGAGCUGAGGUUAAAGGAAAAUAAAAUCAGAUAUAAAACAAGCUGAAUAUCGCAGGAUCCUGAGAGCGGAUGUUACACUUAGACAUGUGCUCACUCUAUAAAAGGGUGUGUGCCGCGUGUUGGCGCUGUAGAGCUGCUUUCCCUCUCACACAGUCGCAGCGGUGUAAAGCUGCUGCAGCGUCGUUUGUCCAGCCUGAGGGUCCGAGAGCAUCUCCACACCGUAAACACCCCGGGCUGAGCAACCUGAAAACACUGCGACUUCCUGAGGAACUACAGAGUGGAGCGCUGUCUGUCAUCUACAAGUCGGAGGUGAAGGAUCUGUCAGAGAGAGCGCGCAGGCUGACCAACUUCCUGUGGAGCAGGAAGAGAGCGGCGGAGAGCCGCGAGCUGAGAGAGAGAGCCGCCGCUCUGGAGAGGAAGUGGAAGGAGGCGGAGGAGGAGCGAGUGAGCGAGGAAAACUAUGACUCUUCUGAAACACGUAUCAGGAGGAAAGUUUUAUCUGAGCUGAAGAGGACGACGUACCACUGGAAACCUCUAAAGUACGACGCCGACCUCGGGUUGGUGUACAUGGCCGCCAGAUUAGCAGGUGGCUACGCUGCAGUGAUGAGGGCUCUUAAUGAGAUAAAGAGGAGAGACUCGUCGUUCGCUCCGCGCUCGCUGCUGGACUUUGGCUCUGGACUCGGCUCGGCCCUGUGGGCUGCACACACACACUGGGGCGACUCCCUGAUGGAGUACGUGUGUGUCGACGCCUCCGCAGCCAUGAACAGUCUGGCAGAAAGACUUCUCACAGGAGACAGUGAAGGAGCCGAGCCUCUCAUCAAACACGUCUACUUCCGUCAGUUCCUUCCUGUUUCUCCAAAGGUUCAGUCUGAUUUGGUUGUUGCUGCUUUCUCUUUAUCGGAGUUACCGAAUCAGGAAGUGCGAGAGGAGACGCUGCUCACGCUCUGGAGGAAAACACACUCUUAUCUGGUUUUAGUGGAGAACGGGACAAAGGAAGGACACCAGCUCCUGAUGGACGCACGAGACAUCUUACUGAAGAGUGAAGAUAAGGUGUUGGGUGACGUUCGGAGGCCGGUGGUGUUCGCUCCGUGUACUCAUCAGCAGCCAUGUCCUAAAUUACUGAAGGAGCCAGUCACACCCUGUAACUUCCUGCAGCCGUACUACCCACUUCCUGUGUCCAGGACGGGCGAGCCUGUGCAGGAGAAGUUGAGUUUCCUGGUGGUGUCCCGGGCGGGGCUGCAGGUCCCCGAGGCGCUGCAGGGGGGCAGGGUGGUGUCUCCGGUGCGCAGGCGAGCGAGACAUGUGCAGUGUGAGGUCUGCUGCUCCGACGGGGGACUGCGUCAGCUCGCCAUCACCGCAAGGCAUCAUGGGAGAGACGUGUACCGCUGCGCGCGGAGCAGUGAUUGGGGCGACCGACUGCCGAGCAUACACAUGGAGGAGUGAAACACACACACACACACACACACACACAGUUCUGCUGAAAAACUCCUGAGACCCCCGGACAGUUCUCCUGGUUCCUGAUGGUUCCUGAUGGUCUGUAGUGGAAGUGACAGAAGGUUCUUACGGAAUACCUACAGAAGAAACCUGUGCCAUUACUUUUUCACACUGGGUCUCUGAAAAGCAUCCAUGUUUGUCAAUUACCCAGAAUGCUUUGCUGCACUGAACACACAAUAAAACCUGCAGUAUUUCCC
This is a messenger RNA of Clarias gariepinus (North African catfish), 1737 nucleotides long. RefSeq names its product methyltransferase like 17 (gene mettl17). Bases 116 to 1489 code for a protein of 457 amino acids. The record is from RefSeq and is a predicted model, not a curated record. NCBI's taxonomy places the organism in Eukaryota, Metazoa, Chordata, Actinopteri, Siluriformes, Clariidae. Gene Ontology annotation, molecular function: methyltransferase activity; structural constituent of ribosome. Gene Ontology annotation, biological process: translation. The transcript is spliced from 14 exons. Gene Ontology annotation, cellular component: mitochondrial small ribosomal subunit.